AUGUCGGACCGUCGGAACUCGCACUUGUCUCCCAUUCCCCUGACUUUCGCGGGCGGUCAUGUGUACGCUGAAGGGUUCUACGCCAACUCUCCUCCAGUCGCUUUCUCGUCCAUGUUCGGUAGCGAGGGAGCGCUAGACAACUUAGAUGGUAACAAUGCUGCAACGAAUACGUCGAGAUUCGCCAAGGAGUGCGAGGUUGGCGAGAGCGGGAACGCGGCUUCUGAAAUGAUCGUCGGGGAAGCCGGUAACGGGGAAGAGAUGGAUCGUGACAAUAACGAGGGUCGGAUGGAGGUGGGGGGUCUGGAGAACAUUUGGACCGACGAAUCAGAUAAAAUCGAGAACGGGGAGGGGAGGUUCGAGGGGAGGCUGGAAGGCAGAUCGGAAGGGAGAUCGGAGGAGAGGGGAAUGGCGAAGGGACGCCAAGCGAACGGCGGGAGGGAAAAAGACAUGGGGGAUGCGUACGGGCCGACAGCAGCGGCCGGAACGGGCUGUGAUUGGCCGACGUGGCCUGAGUACACUCCGGACGAAGCCAUUGGAGCUGACUGGGCGGAGCUGCUGAAGGUCGACGACGAGCAGCGGCUGCGGUGGACGCCAGAGCUGCAUGAGAAAUUCGUGGAGGCCGUCGCCAACCUGGGAGGGGCUGACAAGGCGACGCCCAAGGGUGUUCUGCGAGUCAUGGGCGUGCAAGGCCUCACCAUCUACCACGUGAAGAGCCACCUGCAGAAGUAUCGACUCGCCAAGUACCUUCCAGAUCCUUUGCCGUCCACACCCCGAGAAAAGG
Messenger RNA from Closterium sp. Yama58-4, 781 nucleotides. NCBI's taxonomy places the organism in Eukaryota, Viridiplantae, Streptophyta, Zygnematophyceae, Desmidiales, Closteriaceae. The record is from the annotation of a GenBank genome assembly.